AUGGCUACCCCGCCUGUACUAGCUUUCGAUGCUGAGGGCCGCCCAGUGAAGUUUGAUACUUGGCUUGAUGACCUGCACCUCUUCCUACAGCUCACUGCCAAGGAGGAUAUCUCACUGUAUGACCACGCCCUCGGCCAUGCUCCUGCCCCUGCUACUGAUGCUGACAGCACUACCCGCUCACAGUGGCAGACUCGUGACGCCCACGCUCGCUUUGCCAUCCGCAACUCCCUGCCGUUAGAUGAGCGCGAGCACUUCGGCCAGUGCAAGACUGCUAGAGACCUCUACACCGCUGUAGUUGCCCGUUACUCCUCACCCGCUUCUGCUACGCUAGGCCGCCUCACUCUUCCCUACCUGUUCCCCGACCUAGCCUCCUUUCACACUGUCGCAGACCUCAUCACCCACCUUAAGACUAGUGAGGCCCGCUUUCGCGCUGCUAUGCCUGCCGAGUUUCUCACUAGCAACCCCCCCCCGCUCUGGAUCACUCUCUACCACAUCGUCACCCGCCUCCCUGACUCUCUGCGCGCAGUCAGGGACCACUUCCUCUCUCGCUCCCCCACUGAGCUCACUGUUGCCCUCCUCGAGAAGGAACUGCUUGCAGCUGAGGCGAGCAUCGUCGCUGUAGGCACCUCUCGUGGCGACCCCCGCACCCCGUUCUUCGAGGGGUGUUCCCCUUCCCCCCUCCUCCCCUCUGUCGCCUCUGCUGCUGCUGUCGACCUCCUUGGUGCUGAGAAGGUCGGGACCGCGUCUGCUUCGAGCGGGCGCCGCAGGGGCAAAGGGGGCAGGGGCGGGGGUGGCGGCGGAGGAGGUGGGGGUGGAGGCGGUGGGAGUGGAGGCGCGGCUGAGGAGGCUAGUGGCGGUAGUGGGGGAGGCGACAGCAGCGGCGGGAGUGGUGGCAGGGGCGGAGGCGGCAGCGGAGGCGGAGGUGGUCGUGGUGGCGGCAGGGGUGGAGGUGGCCGGGGCGGAGGCGGAGGGGGUGGUGGUCGUGGGGGCACUGGCGGAGGGCAGAGUCAGCAGCCAGCCCCGACGCUUCAGGCCGCCCGUGAGUGGUAUGCGCAGCGUGGCUUUACCUGCACGUACGUCAUUCGCACAGGUGACCGCAGCGGCCAGCAGUGUGGGAGGCCGCACCCCACGCAGCGCUGCUUCGCGCGCCUUACCGACGCGUGGCGCACUCAGUUUCCUGCUGCCACUGAGCUGCCGCGCUGGGCUGAUCUGGAAAAGAGGGGUGUUGAUAUUUGGGCUUUAGACUUUGAUGCUAUUCUCACUGCCAUGUAUGCCAUGUCUAUUAGUGGAGAGGGUGCUCAGUACUUGCGUGUUCCGCCCGACCCGGGCAUUCAGGCCAGUCCGGCUGCCGCUCUAGGUGCUAGUGCGUCCGCUCCCGCAGGUCCUAGUGAGGCUGCUGCCCUAGGUGCUAGUGCGUCUGUGCCCCCUGGUACUGAGUCGACUGCAGCACUGCACACCUUCACACUGGACUCAGGUGCUUCUCGCUCUUUCUUUCGUGACCGCACUGUCCUUGAGCCCCUCGCUCGGCCAGUUGCUGUCUCCCUUGCUGACCCCUCUGGGGGUCCGGUCAUUGCGACCUCCUCCACUGUCCUUCCUUGUCCGGCGGUCCCGUCCGGCACGCUGUCAGGUCUCUACCUCCCCUCGUUCUCUACGAACUUGGUGGCAGGUAGUGCGCUCCAGGACGGGGGUGUUCACCAGUUCACCCCUGCCUACGAGCGCGUGACACACUGCACGUGUGCUCGGACGGGUCGCCACCUGGCUACCUUCACUCGGGAGCCGGGGUCGGACCUUUACACACUGACCACUGUGUCCCCUCAGGUAGCUGCGUCUGCGUCUGCGUCUGCGCCAGGUCAGCUGUCAGCCCCCUGCUCGUGUCGCUCUCUGGCACAUGAGACUGUCCUUUGGCACCACCGCCUUGGUCACCCAUCUGUGCAGCGCCUUCGGGCCAUGCACCAGCGGGACCUUGUUGCUGGUCUUCCCAGGGUGCUCCCUCCCCUUCCCGACUCGCCUGCUCCUCCCUGUAUUCCCUGUGUCGAGGGGCGGCAGCACGCCGCUCCUCACUCCUCCUCCUUUCCCCCGACGACUGCCCCCUUGCAGACGCUCCACAUGGACGUGUGGGGCCCAGCCCGCGUCCGUGGUCAGGAUCAGGAGAGGUACUUCCUGAUUGUUGUUGACGACUUCUCGCGCUACACCACGGUCUUCCCCUUGCGCGCCAAGGGUGACGUUCCUGAUGUCUUGAUCCCUUGGAUCCGCAGAUCUCGUCUCCAGCUCCGUGAGCGUUUCCGCUCCGAUUUCCCUGUCCUGCGUCUGCACUCUGACAGAGGUGGGGAGUUUUCCUCUGGCCUAUUGGAGGCCUUCUGUCAGCAGGAGGGCAUUGCGCAGUCGUACACGCUUCCGGACUCGCCACAGCAGAAUGGGGUUGCUGAGCGCCGCAUUGGUCUGGUCAUGGAGGUCGCUCGUACCUCCUUGAGCCAUGCGGCUGCCCCCCAUUUUCUGUGGCCGUUUGCAGUCCGAUACGCUGCGCAUCAGCUCAACCUCUGGCCCCGUGUCUCCUUGCCGGAGACUUCUCCGACACUGCGUUGGACGGGAGAGGCUGGCGAUGCGUCGUGUUUUCGGGUCUGGGGAUCCCGAGCUUUUGUCCGCGACACGUCCGCGGACAAGCUCUCCCGUCGCGCUGUCCCCUGCGUCUUCCUUGGCUUUGUCCCGGACGCCCCUGGUUGGCAGUUCUACCACCCCACCUCGCGGCGUGUCCUGGCCUCUCAGGACGUCACUUUUGACGAGUCCGUCCCCUACUACCGCCUCUUCCCCUACCGCACUGCCCCGCUCCCCCCCCGCCUCUCUUCCUCGCUCCAGGUGCUGAGGUACCAGACCCCCUCCCCCCUCAGGGUGCCGCUCCCUCAGGUGUGUCCCAGGUAG
Closterium sp. Yama58-4 is the source of this 2916-nucleotide messenger RNA. NCBI's taxonomy places the organism in Eukaryota, Viridiplantae, Streptophyta, Zygnematophyceae, Desmidiales, Closteriaceae. The record is from the annotation of a GenBank genome assembly.